Pseudogymnoascus destructans is the source of this 750-nucleotide messenger RNA. RefSeq lists its product as uncharacterized. The record is from RefSeq and is a predicted model, not a curated record. The coding region runs from base 1 to 750 and encodes 249 amino acids. The transcript has 4 exons. Lineage: Eukaryota; Fungi; Ascomycota; Leotiomycetes; Thelebolales; Thelebolaceae.
AUGUUAAUAACGACAUCCUCUACCCAUCCGCGGCCUACUGGACUACCUCCCAAGGAUACAAAUUACGCAUAUGAUGAUAAGUAUGACUACGCGUGGGAGGAUAAGCACGAUACGAUAUACUGGCGCGGCACACUUACUAGGCCGCCAUUGGGCGUGGACGAAGAGACAAAAAAAGAGACCGGUUGCAACAAUACCGUCAGAGUCAUCGGCACCGACCCCCUACACCCCAACCUCUACGGCGUACGCCCCAACGCCCCCGGCCAGGACCCAUUCACGAACUUGGCGUUUAUCCUUGACGUGGAUGGGGACGGGAUCUCGGCGCGCUUCCGGGCACUUCUCCAGAGCCGCAGCCUACCGAUCAAAAGCACGCUGUUCAAGGAGUGGCAUACCUCGCGCCUUUUCGCGUGGGUGCACUUUGUGCCGCUCGGGAUCGAAUAUCGCGAGAUAUACAGUAUGUUGACGUAUUUUGUGGGGUAUGGGAACGCGGAGGGGAAUGAUCGGGGCGAGGACUGGGUUAAUAUGAAUCUGUAUGUGCAGAAGCAUGAGUUUGAGGGAAGGCUGAUUGCGAAGAGGGGGUCGGAGUGGGCUGCGAAGGUGUUGAGGAAGGAGGAUAUGGAGGUGUAUAUGUACCGCCUGCUGCUCGAGUACGGGAGAAUCAUCGAUGAUGAUCGGGACAACAUAGGUUACCCGGGCGACGGAUCGGAGGUUGACGAGGGUAAAUGGGCGAAGCUGGUUGGGGUUGGCAGCUAA